AAGUUGCCGCCAGAGGUGACCAAGUUGAAUAUCUACUUCUUAAAACGCUGCUUAGAUUUUGAGGAACUAGAAGGUAAAAGGAACUCUGGACAUUUCUUGAGAAUCCCUUAAGACUAACCAUUACCAGUUCAGCUUAAACCCAGUCUUUAGUAGGGUUUGUAGGUCUUCUGCCUGUUUAACUUGCAGAUUUGUUGACAUUCAUCUGCUGGCGUAGACCGUGGAGAAGAUGCUGCUCCUCUCUCCUGUGUGCACCUAGGAAAAGAGAUCUUGAAAACUUUGCCAGGUCCUCGAGAGAGAAAACUACAUGACACUACACCAUGAGUGACAGUAAAUGUGACAGUCAGUUUUACAGUGUUCAAGUUGCAGAUUCAACGUUCACUGUACUAAAACGGUACCAGCAGUUGAAGCCCAUAGGAUCAGGGGCACAGGGCAUUGUUUGUGCUGCGUUUGAUACAGUCCUUGGAAUAAAUGUUGCUGUAAAGAAGCUGAGUCGUCCUUUUCAGAAUCAAACCCAUGCAAAAAGAGCUUACAGAGAGCUUGUUCUUUUAAAAUGUGUCAAUCACAAAAAUAUAAUUAGUUUAUUAAAUGUAUUCACGCCACAGAAGUCACUAGAAGAAUUUCAGGAUGUAUACUUGGUUAUGGAGCUGAUGGAUGCAAAUUUGUGCCAGGUUAUUCAUAUGGAAUUGGAUCAUGAAAGAAUGUCUUACCUGCUUUACCAAAUGCUAUGUGGUAUCAAACAUCUCCACUCAGCGGGUAUCAUCCACAGAGAUUUGAAACCCAGCAACAUAGUAGUAAAAUCAGAUUGUACGCUCAAAAUCCUUGACUUUGGACUGGCAAGGACAGCAUGUACUAACUUUAUGAUGACUCCAUAUGUAGUAACGCGGUAUUACAGAGCACCAGAGGUUAUCCUUGGGAUGGGAUAUAAAGAGAAUGUUGAUAUCUGGUCAGUUGGGUGCAUCAUGGGAGAAUUGGUGAAAGGUUGUGUGAUAUUCCAAGGCACUGAUCAUAUUGAUCAAUGGAAUAAAGUUAUUGAACAGUUAGGAACACCAUCAGCAGACUUCAUGAAGAAACUACAGCCUACAGUGAGGAAUUAUGUAGAAAAUAGGCCAAAAUAUCCUGGUAUUAAAUUUGAAGAACUCUUCCCGGACUGGAUAUUUCCAUCAGAAUCUGAUCGUGACAAGUUGAAAACCAGCCAAGCUAGAGAUUUAUUAUCAAAAAUGCUUGUAGUAGAUCCAGACAAGAGAAUUUCUGUAGAUGAAGCCUUACGUCAUCCUUAUAUUACUGUCUGGUAUGAUCCAGCUGAAGCAGAAGCUCCUCCACCUCAAAUCUAUGAUGCACAGUUGGAAGAAAGAGAACAUGCAAUUGAAGAAUGGAAAGAAUUAAUAUACAAAGAAGUAAUGGAUUGGGAAGAAAGGAGCAAGAAUGGUGUGGUAAAAGAUCAGCCCUCAGAUGCAGCAGUGAAUAGCAACACCAGUCCUUCCCAGUCAUCAUCUAUCAAUGACAUUUCAUCCAUGUCAACAGAGCAAACAUUGGCCUCAGAUACAGACAGCAGCCUCGAUGCCUUGACAGGACCCCUUGAAGGAUGUCGAUGAUCAGCCAGGAUUGCAGACUUGACUUUGGAAAAGAACUCUUGCUUCCAUUGGGCCUGAAUUGCUUGUAAGUUAAUGGAACCAAGUAGAAAAACUCCAUGUUCUGCAUGUUCUGCUAAAGUAAUGCCUGUUUUUUUUACUCAGUUGUUAUGAAAUUGCCUGCUUAGUGUUGUAGAAUGAAAGCAAAUAAAUGUCUAAGAACAAAAAAAAAUUUAAAUUUAGACACUAUUAUAGGCUUUUCUUUAUUUCAGCCUAUUUCAGGUGAGCAGUUAUAAUCGACUUUUAGCCAAUAACUCUGUAAGUGAGUUCAUGAAUCUUCAGUCCCAAUUAGCAGGCUUCUGUGACACAAUAUUUGUUUACAUUUUAGUACAGUAUUGCUCAUUAGUAGGUUUUCUGAAUGUAUAUGAAGUUUGUUUUAACGUGUGACUGUGGCAGUUUGCUUUAUUUAACGACUGCAGUGUUGUACGUAAGUGUGAACUCACACACGGAACGCUCGCAGUACUGUGUUUAAAGGGCAGUUAUUCUUCCACAUAGCACUUUUUUUAUUGAGCCCUUUCUAUCUUCACUUUCCAAUGAUUCUGUCUCUCUUCUUGUAGAAGAGAUAAACGUGGAGUUUGAAGAAUAUAGCCAUCGCUUUGUAUUUCACCUAUGAGUACGUGUGUCUGACUCUUUCAGUUUUUUAAAUGUGGGUGGAAGAUACAGUGGCUUAAUUAAAUCUUAAGGAAGGAUGAAUGACUUAUUUGUGAAGCAGUACCUGCUCAGAAGAGGAGAGAGUGCUAAAAUGCUCUGUAUUUUUAGCUGACGAUACUGAUCCUUUAACAAAAACAGAAAAGGAAAUUAUGUCUGUGAUGCUCUUCAUUCAGUGCAAGCCCUGAUAAAAGGAUAGAUGAAAUGGAGAGACUUGCAGCCUCAAAAACAGCUGCAUAAAUGUUUUCCAUUUUUUUUAAUGGGUCCAUUCUAUCUAGUGAGUAAUUAAAGAAAUAAAAAUACAGUAGUGUUGAGUCAUUUAUAAAUUAUUUAGAUAACAAAGCUUAGCUCUAUUCCCGCAUUAGGAAAACCUCUCUAUUUGUACUGGGGGAGGAAAACAUAUUUAACACAUUUUCUAAAUACAGUGUCAGAAAAGAGGGGGAGAUUAUGUGCUGUUUCAGUACAGGCUUAUCAGUACAGUUUUCAGAAUCAGAUAACACAAACUUUACCUGUUACACGGCACAAUACCUUGAAUUAGAAAAUGCAUUUGCAGUAGAGCAGGGCUUAAAUUGCUUUGUACCACACACUCGUGAGCUUGUGCACGCUCACUUUGGAGUGCACAGGGGGAAAAUUUUGCUAAAGGAUCUUGUGUGUGCAUGCGUGUGAGCUUAAAUGAUGCGACUGUAAGAAUAAUAGAUGUACAAGAUGAGGUAAAACACCACUUUCUUAAAGGCACUAUAUUUCACUGUUGAUCCAGAUACUCUUGACUUGAAUAUAUAAACAGAACUUACCAAAUAGACUGACCCAGCCAGCCACUACAUUACUGAUAUAUUUCUCUUGUAAAAGAAAAUUGUCCAUUGUUUUUGACCUUACAAUUUGAAAAGCAGCAAUUUCUCUUUACUACAUAUUAAAAUUGUACCCCUUUUUAAUAGCUUAAUUUGCUGUAGCAAAAGUAUUUAAGUUUUACUGUCCCAGAAGGUUAAAAAAAAA
Messenger RNA from Egretta garzetta (little egret), 3266 nucleotides. It is a transcript of the gene MAPK9, whose product is annotated as mitogen-activated protein kinase 9. NCBI's taxonomy places the organism in Eukaryota, Metazoa, Chordata, Aves, Pelecaniformes, Ardeidae. Bases 318 to 1592 code for a protein of 424 amino acids. The record is from RefSeq and is a predicted model, not a curated record. Gene Ontology annotation, cellular component: cytoplasm; nucleus. Gene Ontology annotation, molecular function: ATP binding; JUN kinase activity. The transcript is spliced from 12 exons. Gene Ontology annotation, biological process: protein phosphorylation; JNK cascade.